AGGUUAUCAGAGGUCAAUCAGCCCCAUUAUCAGCACAUCUAACACGAUGUUCCUGAGGUUUACAUCUGACUACUUGUACGUCUAUGCGUGGUUCAGCUUAUACUACAUGAGCAGGACUGCAGGGCAAUGCUGGGAUCCCGAUGUGCCAGCCAAUGGGAACAGGGAUAACAACAGUAACUUUACAUCAGGACAGACAGUCAGGUACACCUGUAUGGCCGGGUAUCAUCUGUGGGGAACUGCCAAUAUAACCUGCCAGUCUAACGGGACAUGGAGUGAUGCUACACCAACUUGUGAAGUAGAAAGUAUCAUGACGGGUUCCUCUGGAGGCCCUGUGACGUCACGGGACUACUACAGUAACUAUGGCAACAAUGGAAACGCCAGGUGGUUGAUCACUGUACCAGAAGGAAGCAUCAUUCGUCUCACGUUCGCCAGGUUCUAUACUGAGAGUUCUGACUUUCUGACUAUCUACGAUGGAGCCAGCGAUGAUGCUACAGAGUUACGAAGGUUAUCAGGUAACCAUCGUCAAAUCAGUCCCAUCAUCAGCACAUCUAACACGAUGUUACUGAGGUUCACACCUGACAGCCGUUACCCCAGCUAUUGGUUCCAGUUCUCCUACAUAAGCCGUACAGCAGACGAAUGCUGGGAUCCUGGUGUGCCAACCAAUGGGGCAAGAGAUAACAACAGUAACUUUACAUCAGGACAGACAGUCAGGUUUACCUGUAUGGCCGGAUAUCAUCUGUGGGGAACUGCCAAUAUAACCUGCCAGUCUAACUGGACAUGGAGUGAUGCUACACCAACUUGUGAAGGCCGUAGAGCAGACGAAUGCUGGGAUCCCGGUGUGCCGACCAAUGGGACAAGAGAUAACAACAGUAACUUUACAUCAGGACAGACAGUCAGGUACACCUGUAUGGCCGGGUAUCAUCUGUGGGGAACUGCCAAUAUAACCUGCCAGUCUAACUGGACAUGGAGUGAUGCUACACCAACUUGUGAAGUAGGAAGUAUCAUGACGGGUCCAUUUGGAGGCCCUGUGACGUCACCGAACUUUCAUAGCAACGAUGGCAACAGUGUAAACAUCAGGUGGUUGAUUACUGUACCAGAAGGAAGCAUCAUUCGUCUCACGUUUGACAUAUUCGACACUCGAUAUGAUAACAUUCUGACCAUCUACGAUGGAGCCAGUCAUAAUGAUACAGUUAUACGAAGGUUAUCAGGUUAUCAUCAACAAAUCAGCCCCAUCAUCAGCACAUCUAACACGAUGUUACUGAGGUUUACACCUGGCUACGUACACAUUGACAUCGGUCAAUGGUUUCGGUUCUCCUACACAAGCCGCACAGCUGACCAAUGCUGGGAUCCUGGUGUGCCGUCCAAAGGGUUUAGGGAUAACAACAGUAACUUUACAUCAGGACAGACAGUCAGGUACACCUGCAUAACCGGGUAUCAUCUGUGGGGAACUGCCAAUAUAACCUGCCAGUCUAACUGGACAUGGAGUGAUACUACACCAACUUGUGAAGUGGGAAGUAUCAUGACGGGUCCCUCUGGAGGCCCUGUGACGUCACCGAACUAUCCCAGUAUCUAUGGCAACAAUGAAGACGUCAGGUGGUUGAUCAUUGUACCAGAAGGAAGCAUCAUUCGUCUCACGUUCGACAGUUUCGCCACUCAGAGAUAUCAUGACAUUCUGACCAUCUACGAUGGAGCCAGUCAUGAUGCUACAGAGUUACGAAGGUUAUCAGGUUACCAUCAACAAAUCAGCCCCAUCAUCAGUACAUCUAACACGAUGUUCCUGACGUUUACAUCUGACUACAGUUACACCCAUCGGGGGUUCCAGUUCUCCUACAUAAGCCGUACAGCUGACCAAUGCUGGGAUCCUGGUGUGGCGACCAAUGGGAAGAGGGAUAACAACAGUAACUUUACUUUAGGACAGACAGUCAGGUACACCUGUAUGGCCGGGUAUCAUCUGUUUGGGACUGCAGAUAUAACCUGCCAGUCUAAUGGGACAUGGACUGAUGCUACACCAACUUGUGAAGUAACGAGCGCUACUGGAUCUUCAGUAAAUAACAGCGUGAUUGGAAGAGGAACUAACGUGACGGGUCCUUCUGGAGGGCCUGUUACGUCACCGAACUUUCCCAGUAACUAUGGAAACAAUGAGAACUACCAGUGGUUGAUCACUGUACCAGAGACAAGCAUCAUUCGUCUUACGUUCGACAGUUUCGACACUGAAGAGGGGUAUGACUUUUUGACCAUCUACGAUGGAACCAGUGAUGAUGCUACAGAGUUACAGAGGUAA
This is a messenger RNA of Branchiostoma belcheri (Belcher's lancelet), 2281 nucleotides long. RefSeq names its product CUB and sushi domain-containing protein 1-like. The record is from RefSeq and is a predicted model, not a curated record. Lineage: Eukaryota; Metazoa; Chordata; Leptocardii; Amphioxiformes; Branchiostomatidae. The coding region runs from base 47 to 2281 and encodes 744 amino acids. The transcript has 13 exons.